CCCGCCCGGAGGUGAGAGGCAGAAGAACCCGCGGAGCUCCGAGCGGCAGCGACCCGCCCGCCGGUGCGCUGCGGCCCGCCAUGGUGCAGACCUGCUCGGCGUACGGCUGUAAAAACCGCUACCACAAAGACAGAGACGUUUCAUUCCACAAGUUCCCCCUGGCUCGCCCGGACGUCUGCGGCAAGUGGGUCGCCGCCAUGAGGAGGAACAACUUCAAACCAACGAAGUACAGCAACAUCUGCUCCCAGCACUUCACCAAAGACUGCUUCAAGAGGGAGUGCAACAACAGGGUGCUGAAGGAGAACGCAGUGCCGUCGCUCUUCAGCUUCAACCUCAGCAUCAAGCCGGAGACCCUGGAGGACCCCUUCCCCCCGGAGAUCCACUUCCCACUGGCCCUGCCUCUGACCUCUGAGACGGUGGUGCAGGAGGAGGAGGAGGAGGAGCCCCAGAGGAGCCCGUCCGACGCCCGCAGCGACCCGGCGGCCGUCUCCUGCGACCACAACUACACGGCGGAGGACUCGGCUCAGCAGAAGAAGCGCAUCGAGCAGCUGGAGCAGCAGCUGGAGCGUCUGAGGAAGAAGCUGAAGACCACCCAGCAGAAGUGCCGGCGGCAGGAGAGACAGCUGAAGAGGCUGAGGGCGGGCCAGACGGCCCGGACCGGCCCGGACCCUGACCCUGACCCAGACCCAGACCCGGACCGGGACCGGGACCCGGACCUGGCUCCAGCCUUCGGAGACGGAUAUGUCAUAUUACCCAAACACAUCUACCACACACUCAAAGGCCUGGAGUGAUGGAGGAGGAGGAGGAGGAGGAAGAUGACCUGUCUGUGGUCCAGACUGAGGAGAGAAAGACACAGAGCACAUUAAACCUUUUUAAAGCAACGGUUUACAUUUUUAUAGUGUGUGUGUGUGGAGUGUGUGUGUGUUGUGUGAACUUGUUCAGCUGGAAUAAAAUGAACAUAAACACUGGUUCAUUUGAACUCAUUGGGACUGAAAGUUGAAAAUAAUGCUAACAUGAGGUCUUUAAGUCUGACUUCAGGUUCGCUGUUUUCCUCAGGUCAGUGAAAUCGAAGCAGAAUCGCCAGCGAAGAACACAAAUCCUGACGUUUCAGUCGCGUUUGAUCAAAUAUCCAACAAACAUCACAUUUUUUAAGGAAAUAAAGUGCAUUUUAAAGAUUCCUUCAGUUCAAUUCAGUGUUUUUUUUAUUUUCUCAUUCAGUUUUGUAACAUCUGAAUUUGACUGAAAUGACUUUGUGCUUCCU
Messenger RNA from Salarias fasciatus (jewelled blenny), 1261 nucleotides. It is a transcript of the gene thap1, whose product is annotated as THAP domain containing, apoptosis associated protein 1. The transcript is spliced from 3 exons. NCBI's taxonomy places the organism in Eukaryota, Metazoa, Chordata, Actinopteri, Blenniiformes, Blenniidae. The record is from RefSeq and is a predicted model, not a curated record. Gene Ontology annotation, biological process: regulation of transcription by RNA polymerase II. Gene Ontology annotation, molecular function: DNA-binding transcription factor activity; RNA polymerase II cis-regulatory region sequence-specific DNA binding. Gene Ontology annotation, cellular component: nucleus. The coding region runs from base 81 to 791 and encodes 236 amino acids.